AGAGUCAAAUUAUUUCUCACACACAAGAUAGCUCACUAGCUUGUCCCUUCUGCUCUAACCUAUCCCCAUGGUUGAACAGCACCAUCUGCAUCUUCUCCCACACUCCCACCAUUGAACACUUCAAUCUGCAACAACUCUGAACCAGAUAUCAGAUAGCAACACUUCAAUCACAAACUCAACUCUGAAACUCUGUUCAUUCUCCCAUGAAUUCGCUUUCUUUAGGUUCCUUCACUCUCACAUACCCACCACCAUGCAAGUUCCGCACCCAUCUUCACCCUAAUUUCCACAAUCUCUAUAUCAAGGGUGCCAAUUCAUCUUCUGUUUCUCUGAAACCAAAACCCUCUGUUGCACCCACUUCGCUGCGAGCGUCAAAAUCAAAUUUUGAUGCUCCGGUCUCACUCCCUGAAGGGAAUGCAUCGUUUGUUCCCAUUGAGGAAAUCAUUGAGAAGGAUUGGUCUGUGCUUUAUCACGGUGACCCCAGUGCUGACAACCGCAUUGUAUCAGCUGGGAAGGUUGAGGAGAGUUCAAGGGUUUUGGUUUCAACUGGGUCUGAAGAUUUUGUGGAUUGCUUGAUGGGGUUUUCUCCCUUCAAGUCCUUGCUUGUUGUUCAUGACUCACUUUUGAUAUUGGCUUGUAUCAAAGAGAAAGAUGAUGGUAUUAAGUGUUGGCAAGGAGAGAUUACUCUUGUUCCUGAGAAAUGGGCUCCCUUUGAUGUUGUGUUCCUUUAUUUCCUUCCUGGGUUGCCCUUUAAACUUGAUGAGAUUCUGGGAUCUUUGGCUAACAAAUGUUCACCUGGUGGAAGGGUGAUCAUCAGUCAUCCCCAAGGGAGACAAGCACUUGAACAGCAGCGAGAACAGUACCCAGAAGUAGUAGUUUCUGACCUACCUGAUAAAACAUAUUUACAAACGGCUGCAGCUGCCAAUUCUUUUGAUGUGGCUGAAUUUGUGGACGAACCUAGCUUUUAUUUAGCUGUUUUGAUCUGCUCCAGGGCUUAAAAACUAGAGAAGAUCCAUUUUAAUACACAAUUUGAUUGGACUUUUGAUUUGAUUUUUCUCUUUUUGACUGUUAGCUAGAACUUUUGGAUGAAGAGAAUUUAAAUUAUACACGAUUUAAUUUGAUAAGUAUGUGAGGCUUUCCCUUACUUGUAUAACCGUGGCAUCCGGAAGCUCCUUUACCCUAUAUAAUCUUUAAUUUUGGGGUUGUAUA
Lotus japonicus is the source of this 1206-nucleotide messenger RNA. RefSeq lists its product as uncharacterized. The transcript has 2 exons. Lineage: Eukaryota; Viridiplantae; Streptophyta; Magnoliopsida; Fabales; Fabaceae. Bases 204 to 995 code for a protein of 263 amino acids. The record is from RefSeq and is a predicted model, not a curated record.